CACGUCCAGCACCCGUACCGUCGGUGCAUCAUUGCACAGAGAGGAACUCAGCUGUUUGUGUGGCAGUCAUGGAUACAAGCUAAGUGUCCAGCGGCGACGACCCACGCAUUUGCCAGAGAAGCGCGACGAGGUGACCAGGUAGACCGCCCCACUGUCUCCGCUCCAGACACGGGGCCCGACGUUGAAGUCCCCGCACAGCGACUCGGUUGUCUCGGUCUGCAGCCACUAUGGGUGGGUUGGGGACUGUGCGUCGUGGUGGAAGAUCUCCCCCUCUCAUGAUCGGUGCUCUCAUCGCUUGUAUUCUGGUUCUGGGAUUUAACUACUGGGUGUCCAGCUCGCGCAACCUGGAGCUGCAGACUAAGCUGUACGAGUUAGAGGGCCAGGUGCGACGUGGAGCAACAGAGCGAGGAGCAGCAGAGAUGAAGAAGAAUGAGUUCCAGGAGGAGAUCCAGAGACAGAAGGAGCAGAUCAACCACAUAGAAACCCUUUAUAAAAGACAGCUGGAAGCAGCCCAGACCACCUGCAACCAAGAGAAGGGUAUACUGCAGCAGAAUAUUUCCUCCAGUACCAAAACAACACAGGAACUCAAAGCUCAGUUGAAUCAGCUGAAUGAUGAACUGGGGAAGCUGCAGAAGGAUCUACAGAGUUGCCAAGGCAAUAUCAACACCCUUAACAACAAACUCACUUAUGACAUGACCCAGUGUCACUCUCAGGUCCUGUCUCAGAAGGAGCUGUGUGAAGAGAGGGUAGCGUCCGUUAAACGUGAAGUUCAGAAGAAAAGGGAGAAGCUCAUCAUCCCUCCCCCAGGUGUCUCCUCACAGGAUGCAGGGAAAUUUGAGGCAGCGGCCAUGACUGUGGCUGAUACAGUUAAGACAGCAACUGUUGUGAACCACACUCUGAGCCUCGCUCAGCCCAAAGGAAACGAACCAGCUGAACUACAGACAAAUGAGAUCAUUGUCGACAAAGUUUCUGAUGUUCCAGUGGAACUGGUCUCCAAAAUAGAGUCUGUUCCCUCUGCGGCUGCAGCCAAGCAGGACAUUUUGCUGCCACCAGAGGGAGCUGACAAAACACAAGAGGCUGAGACGGAGGCCAGUAAACUUUUGAAGAACAAUCUGACCGAGGACCAAGAGAUGGAGCUGAUGGAUGUCCACGAAGAGGGCGCUCAGAGAGAAGAGGCAGAUCCUGGGAUGGAAGGCAUGCUGAUUGGCCAGGGGAAGGUUGAUAAGACUCCCGUUGGUCAGAAAUUGGAGGAGCCAGAAGAGUACGACGCAGACGAGCAAAUAGUGGGUGGAGUCGAUUUGGAGAAACAGCAGCAGAGUAAACAGACAGAAAAUAUAGACAAGGACAUGGAGGAGGAGCUCGCCGACUAUAACGGGGAUGACGAGAAUGAAGGGGAGUUUGAAGCAGACAAACAAGCAGAGCUUGCUCAGAACUGAGGGCUCGUGUUGAAGAAGGAGCAAGACAUUUUCUACACCUCAGCAUAAAAGCAACGUAGAGGUUAAUGCAGCCCUCUAAACACAGUGAACACAAAACAAAUCCAGAUGGAAAUUUCUGUAUGAAAAACUUGUGACAGUAGUUAUUUUUCAUGAGGAUUUGGCGAAAUUCUUUUACUUAACCAUCUUGAUUCAAAUCCGUACACUUAUUACAAAUUGUCCAAUAUUUAAUCUGCUGAGAUCAUACAUUUUUUCUCUUAUCGGAGUAAGAAUGUGCAACUUCAUAUCCAAUUACUACUGAUCACAAUCAGCGAUUGUAAACAUAAAGAUGUACAUCGAUCUCCACUUCCUCUCACUGUUAAAAAAUAAUGAAGCCAAAAUAUGAUGGAUAUCAGCACUGCCAUCUUGCUCUGGUGACGUCACUUGGAGCCAAAGAGUCCAAGUGACAUAGUAGAAGUGAUCGUGGCGUGGUCUAUCACAGCUGUCAAUCAGUAAUCAAAGUAAUCCAAACAAAACUUAAACAUACUUGAACAUACAUCAGCAUGUAAUUAACAUUCACAAUCACAGAAACCAUCUUUGGGGUAAACUGUAUUUUGGCUACAGGUCCCAUCCACUAACAUGGAGGGGGUGGUUUUUAUGACAUGUACUGCAGCCAGCCACCAGGGGCCGAGCAAGAUGUGUUGGCUUCACAUUUGAAGAGUGGUCAUGUCGUCGAAGCUUUGUGUAGUCAUUGAUUGCAAUAUACAAUGUCAGUCAACCAUACACGUUUUUAUAUCUACGUGCAUUUCGAUGUAUACACAAAACCCUGCUAUUGUGGUGACUGUGCUCAAAUUGAUUUCAGUAGGUUUUAGGAGCUGUAAAAUUGCUUAGUAUUUUGAUUUUGGGAUUACAUUUGUCGUCUAUGUAAUGACUGUAACUUGAUGAUAAUUUUAAGACCCUUAUAGGGUUACGUGGUGUCAAAUAUUGUCGUAAUGUAACAGAUCUGGGGGAUCCCUGUAACUCAAUCCACCUUCACAGAACCCUGUAGCACAGGCCUCUCCCCUUCGCAACAUCUUCUUAAACAAUGCCUUAAACUUCUCCUGUACAGUCUCUCAUAGUAAGGACUUCAGGUCGGCGGUCGGAGCAUUUUAUGACCAUGAAAGCUUGAAAAAUGUCCAUAAAUAGCAGCAAAUAAAGGAAAUGUGGAAAUACUCAUGUUGGAAAAACAGAUGGAAUAACAAAAACUGCAGCUUUGUGAAUCCCAUAUAGCAAAAGACGUAGUAGACUCCCUCAACAGACAUGCCACAUGACAAAUGGGCAUAUUAUGGUUUAUAUGCUGCUGUGACUUUGUCAGGUUUCAGCUUCAGUCGAUGAACAUUUUGAUCAACAAGCAAUCGUUUCUAAAUGAUCUAAACUGAACACUGUUCACUUGCUUUGACAGCGAGGCUUUUAUUUCCAGCUGUGCUUCAGAUCACACGGGGUUACAAGGUUGAGUUUGUGCCGUGUUCUACAUGUGAGAUCCGCAAGACGGAAAAACAGGAUCAAAAUGAAUAGGAAAGAAACCGUUUGGAACAUCUUGAUAAUGUUUGUAGCUCAACAAUCUUAUUUUAUUGUGAUGCCUGCCUUAUUAAUUGUGUGUGCACCAGUUUUCCUCUAGUUUCUGAUUGAGGACCUGCUCAGAGGUUUGUGAUUAUACUUUGUGGAUUCUGUCUCUGGUCUACUGAAUUGGUUGGACUGUGCACUCUGUUGGGAACACGGAGAGAGAUCUGUGAGAAUUGCUGUAAUAUUAUGAAGGACAGUUCCUUGAAGUAGGACCAGUGUAUUGUGCUCUAAGGCUCCUAGAGUUCAGUAGAUGUGAACUCAACUCAACUUAUGAACUAAUACCAGGCAUCAGAAAUUAGUUAGUUAAAUUGUUGGUGGAAUAUUCUAUUGCCUUGUGUUUUAUAUAGGACAGAAGAUUUCUUUUAUUUUCCCGAUAUUCUGCUUUAUUUAGUAGUGGUGACCACGACACUGUUGUUGUAAUGGCGAUUUCCACAAUGCAUUGACUUCUCAUCAACAGUCAACUCCACGUACGGAACACACUGGAAAGUUGUCCUCAACUGUUACUCGCUGAAACCUGUGUGAUUAAACACAGAUGGUUGUUGGUACACAGUGGGUGUUGUACUGUAGCUCAAGCUCUGGUUUGAACAGGACAGUAAGUUAAACAUGCAGAAUUUUAUCAAAGUGUGAGGAAAUCUACAGAGUUUGCCUUUUGAUGUAAAGAUGCAGCCACACAAAGCUUAGUUUUGGCACAGUAAUGGCUUACAUUAGCCCAAAUGAAGAUACAUAUACAGAAUGUGGAACAUUUUCAUACGCAUAUGGAUAAGAUCAACGGAUCUCUGUGGUUCUGUGACUUCACUGCUUCAGCCUCACAAAAUUUGCUUCUUAGUUACAGGAACACUGUCCCCUAAAACUAUGAUAGUUUCAUCAACACCCGAUCGUGUUUUUCGCAAAAAAGAAAGUUGCUUACAACUUAACAUUUUUUCAAUUGGCAACACAAGUUUAAUUUAAUUUUUUUUAAAUUUAAGUUUAAAAUUUUCUUAACAUAACCGUAUGUUGAACGAACGUAAUUUAUUUGUGUGCUACCUUUAUAUGUAUUUCUUUUGUGUCAAACGGUGAAAUAUGAUGGUAUCAUACAUUCUUCGACAUGCUUUUCCUUGUGGCUUUUGUGGGUUUAUGAAAUGUUUGACCAAAUGUGAAAAGCAUUUUUUAUUAAGUUAUCAUGGAACUUUUCCAGACAAAACACAGAGCGACUAUUAAAACUUUCAAAGGUAAUCCCGAGUAGUAUGUAUUUUAUUAACUUAUUAAUUUUUUUACAUUUUUUGUUGUCAUUGUGACUGUUGAAACCCGGGCCUGUCUGAGUAACAAUGUGGAAAUCAAGUAGGAGAGCUGAUGAAAGUUGAAUAGUUUCGUCACAAGAAAUAUCCAAAGCAAUUCAUCCAUCAGCACUCCUGUGCUUCAAGUAACGAGCUGCAAUCCCGUUGUCUGCUUUUGUCUGAUGCCGGAGCCACGUGCAAUGUUUUAUUAUAGUUGCUGUUGUUCAUCGUCUGACACUGCAAAGCUUGGACAACCACCACAACCAGAAAGCUUCCGCUGACUAAAUGUGUAAAGACUCCCCAUAUUCUGAACUAGAAGUCUGUGUACCUGCAGAUAAAAUGUUUUAUGAUUUUUAUACAUUGGAUUACCAAUUUAUUUUUUGGGGGAGGGGUGGGGGUGAUUUUAUUAAAUGUUUAUUUCAUCUUAUUCUGUACAGCUGAACAAAUUUCUGAAAGAUCAAAAUAAUCAAAGGCUUUAUUGGUGACGGAGAAUAAAAAAAAAAGUUUUUAUUACCACUA
This is a messenger RNA of Scophthalmus maximus (turbot), 4786 nucleotides long. It is a transcript of the gene golm1, whose product is annotated as golgi membrane protein 1. The transcript is spliced from 11 exons. NCBI's taxonomy places the organism in Eukaryota, Metazoa, Chordata, Actinopteri, Pleuronectiformes, Scophthalmidae. Gene Ontology annotation, cellular component: Golgi apparatus. The coding region runs from base 228 to 1436 and encodes 402 amino acids. The record is from RefSeq and is a predicted model, not a curated record.